Magallana angulata is the source of this 945-nucleotide messenger RNA. RefSeq lists its product as uncharacterized. The record is from RefSeq and is a predicted model, not a curated record. NCBI's taxonomy places the organism in Eukaryota, Metazoa, Mollusca, Bivalvia, Ostreida, Ostreidae. The coding region runs from base 1 to 945 and encodes 314 amino acids. The transcript has 3 exons.
AUGUUUCUUAAUUGGUUCAUUUUAUUACCAGAUUUUCAGAGAGAACUCCAGACCUCAAGUGCAAACUCAACUGAAGAUCAAAAUGUCAAUCAUCCUAUGCAGCAAAGAGCAGAGCAUAAUUCUACAGAUACAGAUGGACCGAUUUCUUUCGAAACUCAAAUAAGGAACAAACUCGUUGGUCGCUGCAUAAGAGUGUAUGUCAAAAACAUGACUGCUCCACAUCCAGCAAGAUGCCUUAGACAAAUUGACAGAAAGCACGUGGAUUCAUUGAAAGCCGCUUUCAGGAAAAGACCGGAGAACAAUAUAAUCUUCUUUGGCAAUAUUCUCAAGGAUGAUUUCGAUAUCCGUUUAUUAGGAACCAGUGGAUAUGUUAACGUCGAAACAAUUGGUGGAAAUCACUCCAGGGUAGCACUUCAGGAACUUUUAGAAGAAGGGAUCAACAUGUCCCCUACAGUGUACAUGACAAUAUACAAAGGCUUAUGCGAUACAGAAGCUCUCAAGCUUGGGUUUGACCAUAAUGUCGGCCAUGAGUUGGGGAGACCCACAUCACCAGAAGAGCUAAUGCUGUUGUUUAGACGUGAGCCUCUAAAACUUAUCGAUGAAGAGGAAUUAAAUAAUCCACAGAACUCAAGUAUGAAAACAUGGAAACAAACAUGUGCAGACAUCCUGGGUAUUACCAAAACAAAACUACACAAUGUAUACCAUUGUAUGUUAUCGAUUGCCACUGCAUCCGCGUCAUGCUGGGACCGGAUUAUUGAUUUCAUGUUUCUUUGGAAAGAAGAAAAAAUUCGAAGAAAACCAAAAGGUGAUAUUAAGAAGACGCAUUUUACCAAAAUGAGUGCAGUAUCAGAAGAAAUGAGGAUAACAUUACUGACUGAGUUGAACGACGGGGACAUCGAUUGGGUUCAAUUCAACAGCAAAUGUUCUCAAGAAGCAAAGAAGUAA